AUGUCGAGAUCUGAAGCAUAAAUUGGUAUAUACACUUUGAACAAGAAAAAUAUGAUCGGAAAAGGAUCAUUUGGUUUAGUUUAUACAGCUACUUGUGAUGGGGAAGAAUUCUGUGCUAAAUAAAUAUUGUCAAAUGGAGCAUAAAAGAAGUUCACUGAUAGAGAAAUACAAAUUUUAAGAAUGCUUAGAAGCUCCCCUAUUUAGAACCCAAAUAUUGUUCAUAUAAUUGAUGUGAUUUAAAAUGAAAGAGAUUCUGAAGUUUAUGUUAUUAUGGAAUAUUGCAGGGGAGGUGAUUUAAAGAAAGAAAUGGAAUAAAAGAAAAAGCGUAAUGAGUGGUAUACUCAUUAAGAAAGCUUGAACAUUGUAGCUCAGAUCAUCAAAGGCUAUAAGAGUCUUUAUGAUGUCGACUUUAUACACAGAGACAUCAAGCCAGCAAACAUUCUUAUUUCAAGUGGAUUUUAUAAGUUAGCAGACUUUGGAAUGGGUAUAUUCAUAAGUCCUUCUUAAUCUACAAAUAUUGGAACUCCUGCCUAUUCUGCCCCUUAAAUCUUCUUUGACUCUAAGUACACUAAUAAAUGUGAUGUUUACUCUUUAGGGGUUAUUUUUUAUGAACUAAUUUUUAAGGAAAAACCUAUUAAUGUAAAAACCUAGGCAGAGUAGAUUACUUUAUUGAGAAAAACUUAGGAAAACAAAAUUACAUGUCCAAGGGAUGAAAAUUUGGAUAUUCGGGUCUGUGUUCUAAUAGAAUAAAUGCUUUCUUAUGAAGAAAAACAGAGAAUUGGUUGGAAUGACCUGUUUAUUCAUCCCUUAUUUAAUGGAUAAUAAGUGUUGUAACCAGCCCAUUUCAGGAGAUCAUCAUUAUUAGUAUCAAAACAAUAGGUUAAAUUCUAAAAGAGGCCUAAUACUCCAUAUUAUCAUUUUUCAAUAAAAUUUUAUAAUUCUUUAGAGGAUGCAUAAAAUCUUAAUGGCCUGAAGCACCUUGCUGAGAUAAUCAUGUCAAAAGGCGAUGUUGCAUAUGAUUUGGCUAUAGCUCUUUCAGAUCAAUAAAGUAGUAUGUCGGAAAAUUAAUUAUAAAUUUUAUUAUUCUGCCUUUUAAGCUACAAAUAUUUUGCUUGUUCCAAUACUAUGGGUAUGUGUACAAAUUAAGUGAGUUAUUGUCAUAGUUCCCUCAUCAAGAUAUUUCCCAAAUUUAAUGAACUUAUCUAGGAGUACUCUGCUUCCAAUACUUAAGAUUGUGAACUUUUAAGAGGAAUAAUUGUGUCAUAAUUGGGACACAUAAAUACUUAUUAUAGAGACUCAUAACAAUUUGUAUCAUAGAUUCCUGAACUUUAAGAGCAGUAUCCAGAAUUCUAUUUAAAAGUUAGUGAGAGAGAUAACGAUUAUUAUAAUUAUUCAAGCUAUUUGGCUUGGUUUGUAUUCUUUUUCAAUGAAUGGUUUGAUAAUGCUGUCUUUCCAAAUUAAAACUAAAUCAACAAAGUUCUUUCUUUAGAAACAGCAUUUCCACUUGAUAAAUUUUGGGCCAAAUCACCUUCUUAGAUCAUUAGAAUUAGAACAAAUAGUUUAUGA
Paramecium tetraurelia is the source of this 1566-nucleotide messenger RNA. RefSeq lists its product as uncharacterized. NCBI's taxonomy places the organism in Eukaryota, Ciliophora, Oligohymenophorea, Peniculida, Parameciidae. The record is from RefSeq and is a predicted model, not a curated record. Gene Ontology annotation, biological process: autophagy; protein autophosphorylation; autophagosome organization. Gene Ontology annotation, cellular component: autophagosome; cytoplasm. The transcript has 6 exons. Gene Ontology annotation, molecular function: ATP binding; protein serine/threonine kinase activity.